AGAAAACCAUCAGUUCGACCGCGGUUCUUGUCGAUGAUGUUGAGAACGGACAAUUACGGUGCUAAGAUGAAAAACAACAGAUCUCUUCUGGGAUGUGUUCUCCUAGUGAUGUGCGUGGAUGCUGCAAUUGCGCAGGCUGCGGUCUCUACUUCCCCCGCGGAAGCUCAAAGAAGACAGCUAUCUCUACAACAACAGUCCAAUAUCUUAAGCGACAUUCAACAGCACCAGCAUAGAUUCGACCUCAGACAAAAUCCGUUCAACACAGCAUUCAACCUCAACCUACAGCAGCUCCAAAACCAACCAUGGUUGAACCAACAAAAGCAGCCUCUUCUACAUACCCAGCUUCUCCAACAGCAAAUACAAAGUCAAAAUCCAAGGUUUCAAACUAGUGCGUUCGGUAGUUCGGUUUUGCAGAAUCCUCUGUUAUCCUCUCCUAACAUCCCAAUUUUCCAAACUCCCAACAAUCAAGGACUUCAACCUGUCCAACAUCAUACACAAACAAGUUUCACCCCAAAUUUCAACCAACAAUCCAAUAACAACUUUGCAAAUGCACAACUCCAAGCUAGACCUACCAACAACCCUUUGUUCUCCAGAUCAACCACAACAGUGGACCCUGAAAAAGAGAAGGAAAGAUUGAAACAACUCAAAGAAAAGCAAGCUAUCAUCGACAAACAUAACCAGUUCGUAGAAAAGCAAUACGAGAAAUCUUUGAAGAGAGCACAAGAAGAUCACGUGGAAUGGGUGGAAAAACAAAAGGAGAAGAAGACGAAACUUUACCAAAAAUUAUACAAAUUACCUAAAACUCAAGAUACUAGUUACUCUCAUGCAAUACCUAGAUACAUUUAUCCCGAAGAAGCUCAUUUAUUCGAGCUGGCAGUGAAGAAAUACUACGAAGAACAUCCAACCACAACAACAACAACAACCACCACAACCACAGAAGCACCUGAUUCAGACGAAGAAGAAGAAGAAGAGCAGGAAGAUAUUAUCGAUAGAUCUUCAACGAAGAAAACCACUUUCCUACCAACUGCCGCUCCACCAGCGAAUCCAAUUCAAACCUUAGAAGAUUUGAACACGUUGAAGAAGCAAUACAGGGAAAAACAAAUAGGAAAGGAUGAUCUUCUUGCCCAGCUUCGACUGGCUAUUGCAAAUGAAGCUGAUAACGAUUUAACGAAAAAUAUUUCAUCCCGAGAAAUUUCCUUAGGAGGCAAAAAAGUACAAGUUAUUUCCACAACAGAUCCCAAACUAUUCGAAAAUUCUAAGACACAAGAAAUAACUUUGCCGAAUGGUCAAACCGUUGAAGUCAUCAGAACCAGUGAUCCCAGCAUGGUUCCUGGCAACAAUCCGUUGAAACCAGAUGAAAUCACACUCCCAAGCGGUCAAAAAGUUCAAGUUAUCAGAACGUCUGAUCCCAAUCUAAUUCCUCAAGGUUCAGUAAAAUCACAAGAGAUCACUCUACCCAACGGUCAAAGAGUUGAAAUAAUAAGGACGACGGAUCCUAAGUUGGUACCUGGAGGAACUCCAUUGGAACCAGGAAGUGAUUUGGAGAAAUUGGUUUUAUCAAGAACAACCACCACUACAACCGUCAAGCCACCAAAAGUUUUCUUUGAUGAGAUUGCUAAAGACGUCUUACCUAAAGGUUCCAAUUUUGAGUUGCUAAAAACAGGAGCUUCUGGAGGUUUGGAACAUAUUGAAUCCCCAUCAAAUUUGCCGGAUAAGAAGAAGGUAACUUUUGUGCUUUUGGAAGAACAAGCUGAUGGUACUCUGAAGGUACAGGGGAUCAAGGGAACUGGCAAAGAUAAGCCCGAAGUUGAUGUUGAUUCUAUUCUGAAAAAGAUCAGGAAUGGUGAAAUCAAACUGCCUACUUCAUCACCAAAGCCAGUAUCUUCUACUGCUUCCACAACUGCACUACCUGUUUCUUCAACAACUCAAGCGACUUUUGGCGCAAAGAUAAGUACUGAAGAACCAAGUACACCUAAAGUUAGCGUUCUGCCAAAUUCUUUCGCCACUUCUGAAGAUGAAUCUUCUGUAGGUCCACCAAAAAAUUCAGGCACUGAGUUUGUUUCGACAUCCACAGCUUCAACAUAUUUCACGGAUGACUUCAGUAGAUUCUCGUCUUCAGUAGCAACAGAAUCUCCUACUACAGCCAGAUCUUCAAGGCAACCUCACAUACUGAACCAUGGAAGCAGCACCGUUCCACCAAGUGAUUUGGUACGGCAAGAAUCUUCGAGCUCAGCACAGAAUUCCCAAAAUUCGAUUUUCUCGAAUUCGUUCAGUUCGUCCAGAGGUACGACUUUCCAACCAAGAACAACAACACCAGUGUAUCCUUCUGAAAUAAUUCCAAGUAUUUCACAAAGUGUAACACCUGUUCCUGAGAAGCCAGCUAGGAAAUACUCUAAGGAACCAACGCCAGAGCUUGUUGACAUACUGAAGAAGCAAGGGUUGUUUGCUAUGGCCAAAUUCUUGAAAGAAAGUGGAUUAGAUUCGAUUCUCAACGAAACUGGACCUUACACCAUUUUUGUGCCUAAUGAUAAGGCCUUUAGGACCCUUUUGGUGCAAUUGGGAGGACCAGAAAGAGCUGAACAGAAGUUCAAGGACAAUCCUCGUCUUCUUAGUGGGUUACUGUUGCAUCACGUGAUACCAGGAGCUUUCACAAUUGGAUCCUUGCAAGAUGAAAUGACCGGUGUGUCUUUGGCAGGAACUCAAUUGAGAGUAAAUCAGUACAAUAUGCAAGACGCAGAAUGGAAUGACAUCAAGUUGACCACCAUAAACGGUGCCAAAGUCCUAGAUGACAAAAAAGACAUAGAGAUUCCCCAAGGUAUGGCCCACGCAGUGGAUAGGGUUAUGUUCCCUCUUCCUGUUGGUGAUAUUGUGCAGACCCUUCAAUCAGACAGGGAAAGACGUUUCACCAAUUUCCUUCGAGCACUUUUCGCAGGAGGUUUGGCAGAUUCUCUACAGGGUUCCAAAACCUUCACUCUCUUCGCCCCAACCGACAAAGCUUUCGUUGGACUACCCAGUGAAGAAUUGAGCAGAAUGGUAUCUGACAAGAAAAUAGCAAGAGAAUUGGUACUGAGGCACCUCAUUCCAGGAACCUUAUACACCAAUGGUAUGAGAUAUUUCCAGAUCAAAGAAAGUCUGCAACCAGAAAGGCAGAUCACGAUAAACAAACAAUCAGGAAAACUCAAGAUCAACAACAACUACCUAAGUACACAAAACAUUCCAGCCACCAACGGAGUUAUCCAUGCGAUAGACACCCUCUUGUGAAAUCACCCUUAAAAAUUUUUAUCGGGAUUCAAAAAAUCCCAAUUUUGGCCAUUCACCAGUGAAAUUAAAAUUUGGUUAAUUCAAAUAUAAGGCUGAUGAAAAGUUAGAUACCAAACUGUCCCAGUGGGUUCUGAAGAAGUGUAAGCAUGUAUAAAAUCGAACCUGUUAAUUUAACUAUGUAUAUUAUAAAUUAUGCUAAGUAUUUAAUUACUUCUUAGGUUUAAAGAUGAGUUGUAUUCGUCCUAUUUUAAGUGAAUAUGUAUUAUCGAAAAAGAUAAUUAUGAUCAUUUGUUGUUUUCUGAAUUAAAUUUGUAAAUAAAUACUAGUUGAACAUGA
Molecule: messenger RNA, 3597 nt
Organism: Harmonia axyridis
Lineage: Eukaryota; Metazoa; Arthropoda; Insecta; Coleoptera; Coccinellidae
Exons: 6
Coding region: 34-3261 (1075 amino acids)
Biological process (GO): cell adhesion; extracellular matrix organization
Cellular component (GO): extracellular matrix
Molecular function (GO): cell adhesion molecule binding
Source: RefSeq, a predicted model, not a curated record